AUGAAUUCAAAGAAGCACGAAUUACAAAGACUUGCCAAGAUGCUGGCUAAAAUCGGGGACAGUUUGGUGGAAAGACAUGCCAUUGCCGUGGGCAAGCUGAAAGCAGCGAAACCAAGGAAAAGAAGUGCCAGAAAGAGUAUUGCCGACGAAUUACGGGAAAUGAGCAAAAAGUUGGCCAGUCUCGGUGAUGGCCUUCAUGAGCAGAACGAGAAGACGAAAGGUGUGAAAGCAUUACUUCAACCCACGAAACAAAUGCUUAGAAAUAUUGUAGUCCGUGUCGUGAGAAAACUUUUGGUAAAACCUGAAACGGCAUAG
Paramuricea clavata is the source of this 315-nucleotide messenger RNA. The record is from the annotation of a GenBank genome assembly. Lineage: Eukaryota; Metazoa; Cnidaria; Anthozoa; Malacalcyonacea; Plexauridae.